AUGCCGUCAACUGUUGCCGCCAAUGCGACGAGUAGCUCGCGCUUUGAGCUCCCUGCGCUGAACCUCAACUUUGGUAGUAUCACCGACGGAACCGACAUUCCACCACCCCCCGACUCCCCUGUCGAGAAAGAGAAGCCAGUCCUGCCCGAGACACCGAAAAAGAAAGCUGUUGCCGAGACCGCCGCCAAAAAUGAAGAGGAUAAGACGGUAAAGAAGCCAGAGGAAACGCCCAAGGCAGCAAAUGGUAAUUCUGCCGGAACCAAGAGACCCGCAGAUGCGCCCCCAAGCCCGUCGUCGGCAUCCUACCGCGCGGGCAGCAUCCGUCGGAUGUUUAAGGGUCACUUGGCAUCCAACGGCGGUGUUGCUCCUUCUAUCGACAGCAGCCGGCCAGCAAGCCGAAGUGGCAAUUCUAUCCUGGACGACCGAAAGUCGAAGCGCGCCAGCGGAUGGUUCAAGAGACUGAGGGGAGGAGAAUCCAAGCGAAGCAGCUUGGUGUUGUCUCAAGAAUCAACGGCGUCUACGACAACAAUCCCGACUACGAACAAGCAAUCAGGCCCACCCCCACCCAUGAUUCCUGAACUUAAAGAGUUCAACAAGGACGAGGGUAGCCUCGGCAACGACCUAUUCAAGAACAUCAAUUAA
This is a messenger RNA of Clonostachys solani, 642 nucleotides long. The record is from the annotation of a GenBank genome assembly. Lineage: Eukaryota; Fungi; Ascomycota; Sordariomycetes; Hypocreales; Bionectriaceae.